CAAAGUUGUUGAACAUUCGAACGCGACAUGAAGCGAUUUUUUGUCCUGUCGAGUUUCGUUCUCAUCCUGUCAGUGAUUGCAGAAACGUAUGGGAACUCAGUACUCAUUCAAGCGAAUGUGGGAUCGCGGAUUCUACUACAGGGUGAAAAAGUCGAUGGAAAAGUGAUCCGCUGUACUCUUGAAAAGAGCAACGGCCAAAUAUCAGAUGAACCGAAUGAUUAUACUGACAAAUGUAAGAUCCAAAUUCAAAAUGCCCAACUUGAUUACGCUGGCAAUUGGACACUGACAACUUACACCGACGAUGGCCAAUCAUUCCAAAAGAAAUUUACUAUAAUAAUGACAAUGGACGUAAACUUGAGGCCAACAAGCUAUGUUUACGUAAACGCAGGACAAUGGGUUACGGUAUGGUUUGAAGGAAACGACACCGAUGUCACAGCAUGCAAACUGAAAGCCACAGCGAUGGACAAAGAAUAUGAUCUCUUCAACUAUCAAUUCGAUGAAAUGACUCGUUACCGUGGAUGUGGAGUGAAAAUUCUCGCUACUAAAGAACGAGCUUUGCAGUGGGAGUUGCGUCGAAACAUUGGCGAUUAUGUGAUUGAAACAUCUAUUUUUCAUAUUCAAGUUCCGUACGAAAACGAUGAUCCACGACGAGUAAUAAAUCGUCAUCUUAUCAUUGGAAAACCAGCGAAAUUAGAAGUGAGAGAAACAGAUAUGCUCUUUUGCCAAAUAAUAAGACCCGAUGGGUCUACAACCCGCAUUCAAUACGGAGUAUGUGAAGUCGAAAUCCCCGCAGUGACGACAUUCCAUUACGGUACUUGGAUCGCAUCUUUCGCAUUGAAGGGAAAAAUGGAAUUGGAUUCGACUGAAAUUGACGUCGAACUUUGGGAUUUGGAUUCAUUGGAUGCAAAAAUAAUACCAGGAUCUGGGCCAGAACUCAAUUUGCUAUGCAGAACUGGAGUGUCGUCUUUGAAAUUCUGCACUUUCAUAAGACCCGACAAAUACACGAUUAAUCUGCCAGUCGGUGUAGGGAAUGAAAACUACUCGUACUACGGUGACGGAUACAAAGACGAUACAGAAUCGCGUUAUUAUGCCGACUGUGGCAUAACAAUCCACAACCCAUCUGACGAUGAUUUUGGUCUCUGGAACUGUGAAAUGGGUGUUCAGCAGGGCAACAGCGUCGAAACCCGGGGUACUGUAAUUGAAGUGAACAAAAGUCGAUCCGGACGCUCUUACAACGUCAAAUCUUCUGAUGUUAUCGUGAAACGAGGAGAAACAUACAGUAUCCGUUGUAAGGUAAACGCUAAAUUGGAUUAUUGCUGGUUGAGAAGUCCGAACGGUACGGUGUUCAGUAUAUCCUCGGAAAUUUCUUCGCUCUCGAGUAUUAAGUACAUAGGUAAAGGUUUCACCAUGGGUGAUUGCGGCACCGUUGUCAACAAUGCCCAGUCGAGUGAUAACGGAACAUGGACUUGUCAUUUGGGACUCUCUGGGGGUACCGAAGUAAUGGAAACUAUUUUGGUUCAAGUGGCAGAUUCUUAUCUGAUUGCUACUGAAAAAAUCGUUCAGAUAAAAGAUGUAGCAAAAUUGUCCUGCAAAAUUUUCUCUGGGGAAUCAGGAGCCCUCAAGUAUUGCAGAUGGGUUCGCCCAGAUGGAUAUGGAAUACAUUAUCAAGAUGCUUGGCGUUACACGAUGUUCAACGACAGAAGUAGCUGCGUUCUGAACAUUCCAAACGUUACAUCUGAGGACAUCGGAAUGUGGACCUGUGCUGGCAUGUUGACCGGAAACGUGGAAUCCGAACAGUCGGCAUUUAUCCAGCUUGAAUGGGUUGCCAAUGAUAUGACGACUAUAAAUGUAUUAUCAAUCAUUUUGGGCUGUGGAAUACUUGUUUUUACUCUCAUUAGUGUCUUCUUCGCUGCGAUGUUCUUGAACAAACGUAAAAAAAUUCAGCAACAAAUGAAGCGUCCACCAGCGUAUGAUCCCGAGGAUUUUGCACAACCACGUUCGUUCCCACCCGUUCCUAACGAACCUGCCAUGGAUAAAGAUUACAAAUAUUAAAGACAGCGUUCAGAUCUCAUUGUAAAUCAGAAAGUUUGUAAGUCUCUUGUUUUUAUCUUGAUUACUUAUAAAAGAAAAAAAUAAAAUAGGAAAAAAGAAUGUCAAGGAAAUACUCGUCUUAAUAAACGAUGCGGUCAAUUUUUAAAUAUUUUUCUAUAAAGAUAGAGAGAUAGAAAGGAUUCUUAAAUCAAUGAUGGAUUAUCGAAUACAAGGUUUCGGACAUCAGAGAAAAUAGCAACGUUUUUUAUCGUUUUUUUGAUAAUUCUAAGAUGAGCUCGAGCGUUCAGCUCGAUGUCGAAACAAAGGAACGACAUCCAUCUCUGCUAUUUUAUAAGUGUAAAGCAAAAUUUUUUUCAGCCAGAAUAAAUGUGAAAUCGUCGCCCAUUCAGUUGUGAAUAUAGAAUAUUUGACAGAUUUCCAACAUUAUUUCUCCACAAUGUAUGAGAAGCUUACAGCAAACUUGUAUCGUGAGAAAGUAUCAACCAAGGAAUUGUGCCGAAACCAUACAAUAGUUUCUGAGGCUGACCCAAAAUACGGCUGAAAGGGGCAUAUAUUCAGAAUUGGCUCAUUCUGCUGCCCAUUGUCAACAGCAAUCACUCAAACUUGCACCUAGUACGUAGUUAAUACAUGUUUGAGUGAUCCGUACUCUUGGAAUCUCUAGAUUGGAAUGAGCAACCCUUCGGUCCAGUCAUGCCAACGAGAGGGUUAUGGAAUAAUUGGUAGUGGCUAAUCCGGCCCUUCUAUAGCUCAGACGAGACCUGUGACACG
Messenger RNA from Venturia canescens, 2820 nucleotides. RefSeq lists its product as uncharacterized. The record is from RefSeq and is a predicted model, not a curated record. The transcript has 10 exons. The coding region runs from base 28 to 2052 and encodes 674 amino acids. Lineage: Eukaryota; Metazoa; Arthropoda; Insecta; Hymenoptera; Ichneumonidae.